CUAGGUACGGAGUAUGUGUAUCUAAAUGGUCUCGGCAUGGUCACAGCACGGUCACGGCACGGUCACGGGAUUUACACCGUAAAAGGCCGGCUGGAACUCGGCUACUUUUCCGCCACGCCCGGCGCAUUUUAUUCCCUUUUUGGUCACUCACUGUAUUACUUACUCAAGCAGCCAGUUCAUGCCACUGCAUUCAUUCGUCCAUUCAGUAAGCAAAGCAAACAUCAAAAAUCCCAAGCUCCACAGUCAGAAGUACAAAUAGUCAUCGAAGGGGUAAAUCCGAGUAGUCAGCGAAAAGAAGAAAACAUAACAACAGUCACUCCCCCUAGUGACCUACCCCACACGCACUCCACUCCACCCUCGGAACAACAACAGAUCUAUCAUGCCAUUGCCUUCCUCAUCAUCUUCGGUCUGACUUCUUUUUUUCUGUAAAGUCCUUUCAACCGUCCAAUUCUUUUUUUUUGUCUCGCGUAAUCUUGCCCGAUUCCCCCUUCUCUGCUCAUUAUCUCCAGGGAAUAACAACCCGGUGCAAAUAUUUUCAUACACCACCAAAUGCAUCCUGUUAAUACAAUACAUAGUUCGGACAGUAAAAUCCGCAACUGGGGCGAAAAGAAACAUAGAAAAACAAACAACAAAGUGAACCACCAUCCAGUGUAAAAGUUCCCAAUAAGUGUGUAAAGCUUCAAACAACAUCAGAGGUGAAUAAGAAAAGAAAGGAAGGAAG
Molecule: messenger RNA, 721 nt
Organism: Aspergillus aculeatinus CBS 121060
Lineage: Eukaryota; Fungi; Ascomycota; Eurotiomycetes; Eurotiales; Aspergillaceae
Exons: 1
Coding region: 37-429 (130 amino acids)
Source: RefSeq, a predicted model, not a curated record